AUGAAGCUACAAGUUAAAAUAAAGCAUUUAAUAAGCUUGAUUAUAGUGCUAACAUGCUAUGUCGUGGAAAUAGAAGGCUUUGUACAUUUUUAUUCCCAAGCAGGCGCCAGGAGAUGCUUCUAUAGAGAACUUAGGCAAGGAACUUUACUAAUUGGAAGAUUUAAGAUGGAAAUUCGGGACCCGGAUAGCGACGAAUUUCAAUCACCACGGGAUAAGCUCAACACGGGUAUACUAAUUGACGUUGAAGAGGUGUUUAACUCAAAUCAUAGAAUGGUUCACCAAAGGGGUUCUUCAAGCGGUCAAUUUGUUUAUAGUGCAUUAGAAGACGGAGAACAUAGAAUAUGUUUGACACCAAGAAGCUUUCUAUCAAAAUCGUGGUAUGGCUACUCAAAGAAAGACGAAUCGGCAAGAUUGGACCUGAGGUUUGAAGAAGCACGAAUAUCUAUUGAUUUUGUCGUUGGUGAUGGCCAGAUAUUCGAUGUGAAGCAUAAACAUAAAGUUAAAUCAUUAACAGAUCAAGUGAAGCGUUUGAAUGAUAAGCUCACCGACAUCAGAAGUGAGCAACAGUUUAUUAAGCAAAAGGAAGAAUCUUUCAGAGAUCUUUCUGAAGAGACAUGUGAAGGCGUUGUCAGAUGGCUGAUUGUCCAACUUGGCGCUUUGUUUGUGAUCGGCAUUUAUCAACUAUUUAAGUUCCUGAGAAUAUUUUCGAAAACAAAGGUAGACUAA
Messenger RNA from Priceomyces carsonii, 726 nucleotides. Its product is annotated as p24 family protein. The record is from RefSeq and is a predicted model, not a curated record. The coding region runs from base 1 to 726 and encodes 241 amino acids. Gene Ontology annotation, cellular component: endoplasmic reticulum; endoplasmic reticulum-Golgi intermediate compartment; Golgi apparatus. Gene Ontology annotation, biological process: Golgi organization; intracellular protein transport; endoplasmic reticulum to Golgi vesicle-mediated transport. The transcript has a single exon. Lineage: Eukaryota; Fungi; Ascomycota; Pichiomycetes; Serinales; Debaryomycetaceae.